AGUUAAUGGAUUUCCAUAGUUCUGUAGUGCAUUAAUGUGAAUUUCUGAUUUAUCGUGAAGUGCUGAGCACGGAGCGACCUCUCCAGGACCAUCAUCAACACCGAGCUCUGAAACGCCAACACCGCAAACAAUUGUAGCAGUGGAUGAUAUUUUUAGAGCAGUUUUAGCAAAUAGGGCUGCUGAGGCUUUCAUAGCAAAUAAACCAAGCUCUGCUGCUACUUCAUUAAAGCAAACAGACAGUGAUAAGAGUUUAUUAUGGGACGAUGCUUUAGAACGGGCUAGACUAGAACAAUUAGCAAGCGCAACAAAUAUGGAAUCAGACUCAUCGAAAAAUCCAUCUUCGCAAGAUUUGGACUCUCUGGUGGCGUCAUCUACGGAUGUGUCCCAGGAUUCCUCAGCAACACUUAAGCCAAAUGACCAAUCGUCAGAAAAUUCUGGAACAAUCACGCCAAAAGAUGACAAUAAUGAUUUGGAUAUUAAUGCAAGUGAUGAGAACCAGGUUAACAAUGAUACAGACACUAAUGGAAAUAUGAAUGAUGAGGCUCAGCAGGAUGAUGCCGAUGACAGAUAUGCACAGGCUCCAAACCUGGAUACCAUAAGAGAAGAAAGUGAAAAGAUUCCAGCCUUAGAGAAAGAAGUGAUCAUAGUAUCUAAGGAUGAUACAGAAUCUAUCAGGUGCAAUUUGUUACUUGCAUGAAUGUUUUGUACUAUAUUGGUUUUGUGGUAACUGGUUCUAUGUUGUCU
Messenger RNA from Owenia fusiformis, 744 nucleotides. NCBI's taxonomy places the organism in Eukaryota, Metazoa, Annelida, Polychaeta, Sabellida, Oweniidae. The record is from the annotation of a GenBank genome assembly.